Messenger RNA from Metarhizium album ARSEF 1941, 1800 nucleotides. RefSeq lists its product as uncharacterized. Lineage: Eukaryota; Fungi; Ascomycota; Sordariomycetes; Hypocreales; Clavicipitaceae. The record is from RefSeq and is a predicted model, not a curated record. Bases 1 to 1800 code for a protein of 599 amino acids. The transcript is spliced from 3 exons.
AUGGCGGCGGCAGGUCCUGCCAUGGAGUCGCCGUGCCGCGUUGGGCUCGCGCUAAACCACCUCGCCCAGGACGCAGAUAUAUCGCCCCUUUCUCUGAGGAGCGACUCGGUCGUGCGGGAGACGAGGCCAGCGGCCCAGAGAAGCCGCUUCCAGGCUACUGUUGAUGACGACGACUCGGACGAAGAGACGGUCGUCGCAUCUCCAGCCCGCAACAAGGUUGCCGUCGCAGACUCGUCGUCGUUGUCGUCGAGGACGUGUGCGCACAAGCCCAAUCGCGACUCGCUUCCUCCAUCUUCAUCUCCAUAUCCACGCGCAACUACACCAAACACAAAGCCACUCGCCCCGUCCUCUACAACGCCCUAUCUGACCCCCCAUCCCAAUACGACACUUACACCCCCCUCGUCCGCCGAAUCAAGCCCCAAGCAACGGCCUACCGUGCAUUUUUCCACCAGACCCCCCGUCGUGCUGCACCACAGGUCAAAUAGCUAUGCUGCAGACACGGAGCCUUCCUCGCCGCGAUAUACCUCGUCGCCACGGGGAGACGCCCGCCCACCUCACAUUCACUUGUCCGUCGUUGACAGGCAAUGGGGUCAGCUGUUUACAGAACACGGCGAGCCAACCAGGAGAUUGGGUUCUGUGCUACGCGGGCUGGCAAACUACAUGGUCCGAGAAUACGAACCGCGCAACUCGCUCGUCAUCCCCCCCGUCAAGAUGUUUGCCUUUUACAGGAGAUACAAGCUUGACAAGGAACAAUUCCCCUUGCAAGAAAUAUUCGACUACCAGUCCCGUCACUGCCUCCGCAGCCUGGAACGCCUCUACCAAGACCUCUCGUGCGAAUACCACCUCGUCCAAGACCACCACCACUCCGCGCGUCCCUUCAUCCCGGCUCUCACGCCCGCCGGCCUGCAAACCUGGCUGACGGCCUUCAUUCAAGCCUCGCCGGACUGCGAAUCUCGCCGCCUCCAAGCCAUCCUCACGGACGUUCCCCUCGAGGCAGACCACCAGGGCACAGCCCCGGCAGAGCGCCUCCCCAAACAGCUAUCCCGCCACCUCUUCCCCGCCUACAGAAGCGACCGCGCAUACAGAGACAUUGCCUGCGCUCUAGACGACUGGAUCAAGUCCAUGGAGGGUUCGUGCGAGCCCCCCUCCCCCUCGUGGAGCAACCUCCUCUUCGAAGCAUUCCGCGGCACCUCGUCACACAGGAGCUCCAGCCCGACAAGCGCAGGACGUCGAGAGAGGUCCUCCCACACAGACGACCACAAGCGGUACACCAGCCGCAAAUCGCCGUCAGAGCCCGUCACCAUAUCCCCCGCAAACACGGCUCGCCGCCGACAAAAACCCGCCCCCGUCGUCGGUCGCUCUCCCCAGGAGUUUAAGUACCGCUACUCGGGCCCCUCAUGCUCAUCCUCGCAGCACGACGAGAUGUACAUGCCCGAGCUGCGGUACUUCCCCAGCUCGCGCAGCGAGCCCCCCAGACGCAGGUACUCGGAGCCGUCGCCCGAGCGCAUCAAACACGGCGGCGGCGGCGGACACACGAGCCGGCGGCGCGACCGGAGCCCCAAGGCCGCGCGUGCCGCAUCCAUCGACAGCGCAAGGAGGCACGGGCACCCCCCGCGGAGCUACUCGGGCUCUUGCUAUCCCAGGGCGCCAGGGGACGUGGACAGCAUCCGCACGAUGCCGGAUCCGCGUCCCCGGACCCCCGACGCAUCAUCCGGCAGAGCAGACAGUUACCGCUUCUUCCAGGGGCGACAACUGGGCCCCACCUACGAGGAGUUUCAACGAGAAAAAGCGAGAGGAUGA